Messenger RNA from Fusarium fujikuroi IMI 58289, 1206 nucleotides. RefSeq names its product related to tetracycline resistance protein from transposon Tn4351/Tn4400. Bases 1 to 1206 code for a protein of 401 amino acids. The transcript is spliced from 2 exons. NCBI's taxonomy places the organism in Eukaryota, Fungi, Ascomycota, Sordariomycetes, Hypocreales, Nectriaceae. The record is from RefSeq and is a predicted model, not a curated record. Gene Ontology annotation, molecular function: FAD binding.
AUGCCUACCAAAGCACCUAUUGCCAUAAUCGGAGCAGGACCCAGCGGCCUGACUCUCGCCCGGCUACUCGAGAUCAACAGCAUCGAUUACAUCGUCUAUGAGCGUGAAAGUCCAGAGCCGAAGUUCACCAACCAAGGAGGAACUCUAGACAUCCACGCCUCCUCAGGUCAUCUUGCCCUCAAAGAAGCUCGGUUGUUUGACAAAUUCAAGAGCCUUGCUCGAUGGGAUGCAUCUCGUGUGUUCUUGCAGAACCCAGUCGGAACAGUCAAGGCUGUAUUUGGGGAAGACCGCGAUGCUCCCGAGAUUAACAGGCUGCAACUUCGGAAAUUAUUGCUUGACUCAAUCCCACCCCAGAAGAUUCGCUGGGCUCAUGGUGUAAAGUCUGUUGAGAAAGGUGAAAAGGCGGUUAAGCAUCUUAUCCAUUUUUCCAAUGGAACUUCUGCAUCUGGCUUUGGUCUUAUCGUUGGCGCAGAUGGAGCGUGGAGCAAGGUGCGCCCACUGCUUAAUUCGGCAAUACCCGAUUACUCUGGUAAAGUUUUCAUUGAAGGCAGCAUAUCCCAUAACAACCCAAGCUAUACUGCCGCACUGGAGCACGCAGGUCCAGGGAACAUGCUCGCAAUGGGACAGCAUAAGAUUGUGGCCGUUCAGCAGCUAGCCGACCGUUCCUAUCGAUUCUACAUGGGUAUGGAUGCGCCGGAAGAGCUCUAUCGCAGACCUCUGAGCCAUGAAGAUACAGAGGACAUUCGUCAGAAAUUGCUAUCUUCACCAGAAUUCUUCGCAGACUGGGCUCCAAAGCUGAGGGAAUAUCUUACCAAUGCUGAAGGUCCAUUCCAUGCAUGGCCUCUGUAUCGCUUACCUGCUUGGUCGGUCAUUUGGGAACGAGUCCCUGGAGCUACCCUUCUUGGGGAUGCUGCUCAUCUUGCAACCCCGCUUGUGGGCGAGGGAGUGAAUAUGGCCAUGUUGGAUGCUCUCAUGCUGGCGAAGGCGAUAAUUAAGUACUGUAAGAAUACUAGUGGUGCAGACACCGAAGACAGUGAGCUGGAAAGCGCAUUGACGGAAUACGAGGAGGAGAUGUUUGAACGUGGCCAGGACUACAUACGGCGCUGCAUGGCACGAGAAGCUGAGUUCUUUUCGGAGAACGCGGCGGAGGACUUCAUCAACAUGAUCAACAGAGCAAAAUAUAAUGCAGAAGAGGAUGGCAAGUGA